Podarcis lilfordi (Lilford's wall lizard) is the source of this 8747-nucleotide messenger RNA. The record is from the annotation of a GenBank genome assembly. NCBI's taxonomy places the organism in Eukaryota, Metazoa, Chordata, Lepidosauria, Squamata, Lacertidae.
UAAGGUGCUUUUGGAUGGAUGAAGACAGAACUCGCAAGCAGAAAGGAAUAUGCAGGAGAAAGGGGAGGGUCUACAAACUCACAAGCUCUGGUGUCUGGUUCCCCACCAAUAAAGGAGCAAGGGGCGGAGAAACCAGGACGAACUAUGUCCAUUUGUAUGCAGACCCGUCCUUUGAGUGAACACAGGCCCUCCCCCACAACAGCUGCCAAUCCCAAAAGACCUUUUCUCCCUAAACGUUUAGUCUGUUUCCAAGUACCUCGAUCAAGUCCUAGCAGAGAACAAAAAAUCUCUCCCAGUUCCUUUCCACACCAGCUGUUACGGGGCGUGCUGCAACCAGAAAAAAAUAUGUUUGAAGUGCUACAGUAAGUGAGGGUGCAAGAGUGUGGUGUGAUUGGCUGAACUGGCAUUGGGGCAAAGGGCUAACCUGAAAGGGGAAACUUACCAGUUAGCUUCCCAAGAAGGCUGAGAAUGUGGGGUCGCAAAGGGCAAAGAGGAAAAGUUGAGAGAGAACUCAGGCUAUGGAUCUGAAACACCCUCCAGCUGUUCAGAACUCUACCCAGAUCUGUUACAGGUUCACAGGCAGGCAGCCCACUGGAAACUUUUGCUGCCUAUGCAGGACAGGCCUUUGGUGCGUAUAUAGUUGUUCCCAACGAAUUUGAGAAUUAACCCAGAAGUGAGAGGCAGAGCAAAAAAUUAAAAAUAGCAGACGCUGUUGAGUGUCUCUUGGCUCUAAUCCAGAGGAAAUAUCGGGAGGUCUGAAAUAAUAAUAACGCGGCAGCCCUAAAGCCCACUUACUAGGGAGUCAGCCCUAUGAAACGCAAGGGGGGACUUUACUUCCAGGAAAGCAUAUAUAAGACAGCCGGAUUCCAUGCAGUUCAGAGCUUGUGAGAACCCCGAUUCCUUUUAAGAACAGGGUGUUGUUUACAGCAGCACACAGUAACGCUGCAAAACUCGCCCAAGUUUACAAAGGAAGCAUGUGAACGAAAUCCACGCGCCCGGGACCUUUAACAAGCAGAAGUGACUAAUAACUAUCUUUGUUCCUUCGCACGGCCUAUCCCUCCGCCUUCCAAGUGUUCCUCCUUCCUCCUGUCCUUGCCAAUGAGAGCGAGGUAGCAGGGAUUACUCCCCGUUAUUGGGUCAGCUGCAAUUUCCACAAACGCCGCUUUGUCUGCUUUCAGGAAAAGGGGUUCGAUGGGGAGACAGGAGACUUUCAUCCCUGUGGUGUAAAACUAGCUGGAAGAUCCCAGGCCAAUGCACGGCUGGGAACACUCCCUGCUUGCUGCUUACCCCCCUUGGCCGCGCUUUAAGAAACUUGGGGCACCCCCAAAAAACAUAUACACGCCUCUUUCUUUUAGGUUCAGCGGCCUGUUGCUGCAGGGAGCCGGCGGGGGGAGCGCGGAGCCUGCUCUAGAGCCGAAAGAGGCUGCCGAGGGCUUCGCACUUCGCCCAGUCUCCCUCCUCUCUUUGCCAGGGAAGGAAAGCAAGGCCGCCUCCGCGGUUCGGUCCCGAAGGGGACCCGGUCUGCUCAUUGGGGCCGGAGACGUCGCGCCGGUUUCCCCUCCUUCCGUGCCCCGACUUGGUUUGCCCCGGCAAACUCCUUUCUGCUACUGGUUGGCAAAGUGGGACGUGGCCCUUGUCUCCACCCAAAAUGCACGUAACGGCCUAAUGGACGGGGAAGGAGGCAGCCCCGGCGGGCGGUAGCGGUGUGGGGGCCCUCGGAGCGAGCGCGAUCGCCCUCGGCGGGAUCUGGCGGAAGGACGAAGAGGUACCUUGGUCGGGGGGAGGCGGAUCCUGUCGGGGGUGGGUGGCUGAAUGGGGCGUGAAGCCGUAAAGUCUUUGCAGAGAGGGGAGGCCCGCACCAUGUGCUCGGGAGACCGUCGGAUUCUGCAAGCAUUUGGCCUGCUCAGGAAGAGACGGGAAACGUGGGCGCUCGAUCCGAGGAGAUCGUAGAUUUGUAGCGUUGGAAUGGGACCACGACGGUCAUCUAGUCCAACCCCUUGCAAUGCAGGACUCAUUUUCCCAACGUGGGACUCGAACCCACAACCCUGAGCUUAAGAGUCUCAUGCUUUCCCUACCAGAGAUGCCAAUUUGAAUAAAAUAUUGGGGGGGGCACACACCAGGUAAGCCCCGCCCCACAUCAACAAUCACAUGACACGAGGCACAUGAUGCACACUAUUUGAAUGGCACUGCCCAUCAACCCUAGGAGUUGGCUUCUAUGCUACCUACUGAGGUAUCCCAGCUGACAUCACCAGCACUAUUUUGCAGCUCUUUAAGGGUGACCUUGGGCCAGGCGCAUGACUUUCAGCCUACCCAGCCUCAUAGGAUUGUUGUCCAGUGUCAAAUAGAAGAACUGUUUCUGCUGCAUAAAGAGCUCUGCUGGAUCAGGCCAAAUCAAGGCCCACAGCCCGGCAGCCUGUUCUCGGAUGCUUCUGUGGAAAGCCUGAAAGCAGAACCUCAGUGCAAGCAGUGCUUUCCCUAUGUGGAUUUCCAACAACUGGUCCUCAGAGGCCUGUUGCCCUUGGCUGUCUAUGUAGAAAACAGCCUGUGUGAGCUUCUCUUCCAUUGACUUUUAAAGCUGGACCCAAGUAGGUAGUCAUCCUGCGGGUGGAAUAUGUUUGUGUAAAGAAGUGCUUUAUUUUGCCUGUCCUGAGUCUUCCAACAUUCAGCUUCCCCAAGAGAUGGGGAAAACUCACAUUUACACUUCCUCUCACCUGUUGUGCCUGGGCACACACACACUCAUCUCAUUUGCCGUCUUUUCUAAGCUGCUUGAAAGAAAGGUGGGGCAGAAAUAAAAGCAAACUGUUAAAGUCAGAGGGCAGUUACUGUCUUAUCACUUCCUUGUCUCCUGGAAGUCAGAAGUUUUCAUGUCUGCAAAAAGAGGAGCUGGGGCUAUUUCGGAAGUCAUACCUGCCCCCGCCCCUGCCCACAUACUCUUACCUCUAAUUCUGCAAAAUCUCAUGCAGCUCAUUCUCUUAUACAACUGUCAGUGGUCAGCCACAGAGCAUGCGGCUCUGAGCAAGUGCAGAGUGCAUUUGUGCUGACAGCUAUAAUUAGUCAGUUUCCACAGAGCUAGGAAUUAUGGGAGAUGGGAUUGCUAGUCUGAUUAGAGUUGAGCUCAGGGCUGCAAAAAUAUAAUCAAUUAGAUGAAUCCAUUAAAAAAAACCAUGCCCUCUCAAUUUAGGCAGUAGUUAUAAAAAAAGACAUACACAAAUUUGAUUUCACAAAUUGAUAUAUAGAUAUAUAUAUAUAUAUAUAAAACCACAUACAUAAGAAUUUCUAAAACUUGCAGGUGUUAGCAGCAGACUAUAGACAUACUAUAGCAGCGGACUAUAGACAUCUUUCCACCUAUGUGUGUGAUGCCGCUCAAAAAACUGCACAGCAGCUUAACACAAACAUCUUUAAAUCAAUAGUGCCUUCAUAAAAAAUAUAUAUUAAUUUAUACUGGGACCAAAUGUGGCUUUUCUGCAAUGACGGAAGGCACUGCAAUCACUGUUUUUUAAAAAAAUCGAUUCACAUGUGCCAGAUGUGAGCCCUGGUAUUUGAAGUUGGUUCAAUGACUAAACCCUUCUGAGCUGUGUCUCAAGUUAUGCAUUGGUUAUUAGCAAGUUGUGCCGUGGGAAAACCUGGCUGUCCUGAGUCAGAAAAUUGGCUUUUAAUGGGGAAGAUUGUACGGAGAUUUGUUUCCGAGCAUCAGGAAGGUGUGCAUAUGUGUGCGGUCACAUGGCCACUUAAACUUCUGUUUAAAGCUUACAGCUUGCUGUGUUGACUCAACAUGGUUUGUUCUCUGAUAGCAACAUGGAGUGUGAGACCAUUCAUGGUUCCUAAAAACUUAAUAAACAAAUAGGAAGUAGGUCAGUGAGUGUCUACUGCUGUGAACAUUACCACAAGUGACAAUGUUUACAGCACCAAUGUAAGUUGCACACACUAAGAGUAGAAGUGUGAAACACACAUACUCAUUCACCUCUGACAAAUAGUCUUUCUGUCUUCUGUAUAAAAAACUUCCGGAGGAGAAGAUGGAUAUGUUUUCCCUGGGCUGCGUGCUCUUUUAUAUCAAAGACGGUGUUCAGCUUUCCCUUACCAGCCAACCUAAAUCUGCUCCCUUUCUCCUUGAACUUAAUUCUUAUUGACUUCCCUCUCCCAGCAUAUCUUGCAGACAGCAGUUCACCUAAUUCUUUGAGACAACAUUUUAGACUGAGCAGGUAACUGAAGACUGUUGUAGUGGUCCUGAAUCUUUAUUUGCUCCCUGCAGCUAAACAGGGAAAUGUUCUCAUGAUUUGAGAGAGAGUCCUUUCAGGUGUCCAAUCUAGCAUAAGCUUCUAACCAUAUUUAAUUUACGAAAGAAACAAUAGCUCUCUGAUUCUGGUAAACACGCAAGACAGUAUGCACACAAACUCAUUCACCCCCUUGCCAUUUUUGUUGCUUUCUACAAGUUGGCAAGUUUGUUGGAUCAAGAACACGGCAUCUAACUCAACCACAUAAUAGGCUAAAUUUGUCUUUCUAUUUGUCUACAUUGAGAUUGGGGAACUUUUAGGCCCAAUGGGCCAGUUCCUCUAUCUCCACCCACCCCACGGACCCAACUUUCAUAGGUGGGUGGGCCGUGCACCUGUCAAUCAUCUGGUGUCAUGAUAACAUCAGGUGACUGAUAGGUGGGCAGUCCCACCCACCUGUCAAAGUUGACCCAUGGAAGUGUGGCAGACAUCUGUUUUGCCAACAUGUUCUCCACAGAAGCAGCACCCAGCAGGAUUGAAAUCAAGUGUUGGGUUCAGUUCUGCCCUCUGCAGGGAUCUGCUUCCCCUGUUGGGAACAUGCUGGCAAAGCAGCACCCAGAAGCAUUGACACCCUACCGAUCAGCUGACAUCACCCAGAACUGAUGGACAGGUGGGCAAGAUUUGGAGGAAAAUGGCUUUGUGGGCCAAAUUGGAACUUCACUUGGGCCAAGAUUGGCUCAUGAACUGGAGCUUCCCCACCCCUUCUCUGCAUCACGGCAGGUGAACUCCUUCCUAUUCUUGUGGGGAUGACGUUUGUUGCAUCAUCUUCUUUCACCAUAGUGUGGACAGUCCAGCAGAGUCCCAGAUACCUCCUGAACCCAAACAGGACUUGAGCACCAUGUCUCAGCUUCUCUACCGGGCUCUGGUGUCGGCCAAAUGGGUCUCGGAAGCCAUCAAGACCCCUCAAGCUGGGCUGGCUGUGCGGCUCCUGGACGCCUCCUGGUACCUCCCCAAAAUGAAGCGCAACCCCCGGAGCGAGUUUGAGGAGCGCCACAUCCCCGGAGCGUCUUUCUUCGACAUCGACCAGUGCAGCGACCGCACUUCGCCGUACGACCACAUGCUCCCCGGCCCGGCUGCUUUUGCAGAGUACGUGAGCAAACUGGGGGUUGGCAGCGACUCCCAUGUCGUGGUCUACGAUGCAAGUGACCAGGGCUCUUUCUCUGCCCCUCGCGUCUGGUGGAUGUUCCGGGCCUUUGGGCAUGAUGCCGUUUCCGUCCUAGAUGGCGGGCUGAAGAACUGGCUGCGCGAGGGGCACCCUGUCAGCUCUGGGAAGAGUCGCCCUGUCCCUGCGGAAUUCCAUGCCUCCCUGGACAGAUCACUAGUCAAAGCCCACGAGGAUGUUAAGGAGAACAUUGAGGCCCAAUGCUUCCAGGUGGUGGAUGCUCGGUCAGCCGGGAGGUUCACUGGGACGGAGGCAGAACCCCGGGAAGGUAACACGUCUCUUUAGGCCUUGAGGGUAGAAGAGUUGGCUUUCUUUAGCUCAGCGACUGAGAAGGAAAAAAGCAAGGGAGAGGCACCAGUGCAGGAUAUGAAGCCUCUAGAUCAGGGAUAAUAAUAAUAAUAAUAAUAAUAAUAAAUUUUAUUUACUGUAUUUUUCGCUCUAUAAGACACACUUUUCCCCCUCCAAAAAUUAAGGGGAAAUGUGUGUGCGUCUUAUGGAGCGAAUGCAGGCUCCAUGGCUUCAGCGAUAGCAUCGUGAAGCCUCCAAAGCGCAGUGGGAGCGCUCCCGCUGCGCUCCAGAGGAUUUGUGUUGCUUUUGCUGAAGCCUGGAGAGCGAGAGGGGUCGGUGCACACCGAUCCCUCGUGCUCUCCUGGUUUUGCUUCGCUGAAGAGGCGCUGCGCAGAGAGGGAGAGAAUUUUUUUUCUUGUUCUCCCCCUCUAAAACAAGGUGCGUCCUAUGGUCGGGUGCGUCCUAUAGAGCGAAAAAUACGGUCUACUCUGCCCUCCCCAGCCAAGACCGGGCUCAGUGCGGCUAACACCAAAUAUAAAAACAAUUGAUUAGAAUACAGCUUAAAAAACAAAACUAAAAUACAACAUUAAAACAUUAAAAUGCAGCCUCAUUUCAGUGGAACUCAAGCAAAACCUUUUUGGGGGAUAAAAACGUCAAGUCUUCACCAAGGCUAACUAUCCAGACUAGUCCUACAUGGGCCAGAAAAAAGCCGGGGAAGUCCCCAAAUAGGAGUUCCAACACAGAAGGAGAAAGGAAAAAAAGAAAGAGGGGGAAGGAAUCAAAUUGAUUCCAAGCCAAAGGCCAGGCAGAACAACUCUGUCUUACAGGCUCUACUACAAAAUCCCAUCAUCCCUGACCACUGGCAAUGCUGGCUGGAACCAUUCUUAUUAUUUAUUACAUUUAUAUACCACCACCACCCCCUUCAUCAAAACACCAUGGGGUGCUUUGCAACAGACAACACAAAUGUCAGGGCGUUAAGAUAGUAUCUGUGCAAUAUAAAAAUUGGAACAGUUAUGUAAAUACAGUUGAUAUGAAAUCCAUCACAGAAUACGGUUUCUCAUGAAAUACAGAUUCUCGCAACAGCACGGGAGGAGAAAAUCAGCCACAGGGUAUCUAAGAUAACAAAAAUGUUGCACAAAUUCAGAAUCUUCUCUCUAGUCAAAGUAGUUCUCCAUCCUGGCAGCCCACAGAAAAUGGCGGACCCUCCCAGCUCUCACCUGGGAGUGCCUCCCUACCUCUCACUUCAAGGUCCUUCUGUCAUCUAUCAGCCACUGUUCUGUGGGUGUGGUCCUUGGCCCCCAAUGACAUCCCAGAAGAGGAGACAUCCAAGGGGUAAUUCCCUGUGGAGUCUCCCCCUGGAAUUUGCCCAUCACUGGGCAACCUGCUGUGUGCAGCAUCCCUGACUUCUCUCCCCAUCCUGAAACACAGCCAUAAGGAGCUUAAGUCCAGCAGCAUCUGAAGGGACACCUUUCCCAUCCCUAAGAACCUUUCAUACAAGGCCUGGUCAACUGCUUGAUAGACAUGAGUGCAAUGUCUUGGUUCUGGAGUUCUAGGGGCUUUUUUUCUACCUCAAGUCACAUGUAUUCAAUGGAUGAGGUCUGUAGGGUUGUACUGGAGAACUUGGUGCCUUCCAGAUAUCAUUGGGUUAAAAUCCCCACCAUCCCUGACUAUUGGCCAUGCUGACCAGGGCUGAAGGGAGUUGGAAUCCAACAACAUCUGGAGGACUGCAGACUCUCAGUGCAGAAAGAUUUACCUUACUGUGCCCGAUGCACAGUUAAGAUCUUUGCUGGGGAUACUGUAAAAAAACAAAAUUGUUUUCUCAAGUGCACAAUGAUUCCUGGAACACACUUUAGGCUUAAAGGGUUUCCUCCCCACUUGCUAGCUCAGUGAUCAAGCAGGUGCAAGUUUGCAGCUGUGUCUCACUGUCAUAGGUGAGAUCCUGCUUAUAUAUAGGCCAAGUUCCACAGAGGAUGCUCACACACGGUUGCUCACAUGGAUUGAUUUAAAUCAGGCACCCCCAAACUCGGCCCUCCGAAUGUUUUGGGACUACAACUCCCAUCAUCCCUAGCUAACAGGACCAGUGGUCAGGGAUGAUGGGAGUUGUAGUCCCAAAACAUCUGGAGGGCCGAGUUUGGGGGUGUCUGAUUUAAAUGAAGGCGAUUUGAAUUGCAAGGAAGAAGAAAAUGAACAUUGUAAAUCUGCUUCUUGAGCGUGUGUGUGUUCUAAGCAGUUGGUAUAACAGUUUUUUAUACUUUUUAUUUUGUUUUAACUUUCUCCAGGAAUUGAACCUGGUCACAUCCCUGGCUCGGUGAACAUCCCUUUCACUGACUUCCUGACCGAGUCUGGCCUGGAGAAGAGUCCAGAGGACAUCCGCCGCUUGUUUCAGGAGAAGAAAGUGGAUCUCUCCAAGCCCCUGGUGGCCACUUGUGGUUCUGGGGUCACAGCCUGCCACGUGGCUCUGGGGGCUUAUCUGUGUGGCAAGGCUGACGUGGCCAUUUAUGAUGGCGCUUGGGUGGAAUGGUUCAUGCGGGCACGGCCUGAGCACAUCAUCUCAGAAGGGAAGGGGAAGAGCCUGUGAGUUUUUGGGCCUCUCGCCUCAACAAGGGGCAGAAACUUUGCCUUGUACAAGGGAAGGGCCUGGCCUUCAAAAAUUCUGUCUUAAGAUGUUCUCGCCAAUGCGUGAAGCAUUUCAACAGCAAAUAUGGGGUUCUGCUGUCCCUUUGUUGGGCAUGAAUGAUGUCCUUUGUUCACUGCUGCUUGUCUGGGUGGAAGAAUGCACUGAUCAUGGUAUGGCAAAAUAAGGGUUUCAGGUUGCACAAAGGAGUUGUGGAAGUCCAGUCACAUGGGCCAAACCACAGGAAAGGGUUAUGUACGGAAUCAAGUUAGCACUUUGACCGUGGCAAAUUAUCUCAUCUGACUACACAGUACCAAUUGUUUCCCCCUUGUGAGUUGAAAUCUGGUUUACUUUUUAAAAAAAAGUGAAUUCUGAUUUUUUUUUUUUUAAUUAAAAGCAUCUUAAGGUACUUUAA